AUGGGCGGCGGUUACUCACGAGUCGACAUUCCCGAGGCAGCGGGCGGCGCGGAAGCUCCGACCAAGGUACGCGUGCCGCAGAUCCGCGCAGUGGUAGAAGCGGUCGACGCGGGGCGAGGGGAUGAGAGGGGCGCGUAUCUAGGGGCGGGCAACAGCGGGACGCUGAUGGUUGGAAUUGACGCCGUAUUCGCCGCGGCGCUUGCGGCAGGGAAUGGGGCGCGCUGCGCGUUGCCGGGGGAUGCGGAGCAGGCGCAGCGCAAGGCGGGGGGGACGUGCGGGCGCGUGGUGUGCUGCUCGCUGUGCGUGCUGCUGCUGCUGCUCGCCGUCGCCGUCGCCGCCUCCGUUUCCGUCUUCGUGCUGUACCAGCCCAGGGCGCCCCAGUUCUCAGUGGGGGGCAUCGCCAUCUCACAACUCGCACUCACACCGCUGCUGCCGCCCUCCCAGCCGGUUCAGCCACCCCUGCUGCCAGCCGCCGCCCCUUCCUCCUUGCCCACUCUUCCAAUUCCUGGGAACGUUCCCCCUCCUGCCAACAUGUCUGUGCCCGUCAACGUCCCUCUCCUUGCAAACAUGUCUCUCCCUGGCAACAUGUCGCUGCCGUCCUUGACUGGCCCGCUGCCCACCAACCUCACUCUCAACACCGCUCAGCUCGCUGCGGCCGUCAAAGCUGCAGCCACUGCUACCACCCUCCCUGCCAACUCCACCCACCCCGCCUCCCCUGCUGCUGCUGCCGCCGCUGCCGCCACCUCUAAAUACCUAUCCCCGCUCGCCUCAUCCCCGUUAUUAACAUCUCCACUUCUUGCCAAUGCGAACAUCACGAUCCACACGCCGAGCGGCAUGACUCUACUGGGGCUGCUGGCAGCGCGGGAGGCGGAGCUGGAUGCAGAGCUGAAUGUGACGGUGGUGGCGGGCAACAGCAACCACGUGGGCAUCUCCUACGAGUACGUCACCAUCACCGCUCGCCACCUCGGCUCCGACGUCGGCAAUGCUUCGAUCCCGGCGUUCCACCAGCCACCGCGCAGCAACACCACGGUGGAGGGGCACGUGCACCUCACCCGCCUGCCCCUGCACCUCCUGCCACCGCCCUCCUCCUCCUCACCCCUCUCCGCUUCCACACUCUCCCGUGACGCCCUCUCUGCCCAGUCCACUCUGCCGCUACAGCUGGCAAUAGAGGCGAGAGCCAACGUGGACGUUUAUAAUAUCAGAACUCCUUAUGUCACGUUUCGAAAUCAUGCUUCUCUCGCACCAGUAUCCUGGUCGCACCCCUUCCUCCUCUUCUGCAGUCUCUCCGUCUUUUGUCGGCUCAUCUGUUUGCCACUCUUCCUCCCCUCUCUUUCCUUCUUCCUCGUCCCCCCUCCCGACAACCCUUCUCCGCACGGCGAAUCGCCGUCCUCUCAUGCCGCCAGUCCGCCCUCUCAGCACGCCCCUCCCGCUAGCCAACGGUCCCAGCAGCAACGACACGCGCGCGGCAGCAUGGGGGGCAGCGAGGAGCGGCGACAGCAGGAGGGGACGGGCGAGGGGCGGAUGGGGUGGCUGUCGGCUGUGGCGAUCGGCGCUAUCACUCCCGGCCUCAACCGCCCCACACUGGUGCUCAUGAACGCCAUCCUGGGCGGGCUGCUGCUCUCCUUCGCCGCUCUGCUGCCCGCCGCCCUCCACUACUCCCGCCCCCCUGCAGGGGACAGCGGCAGCAGCGGGAGCAGCAGCAGUGGCAGUGGCAGCGCGGUGGAGGGCGGCAGCAGUGAGAUGCUGUAUCACGUGCUCUUCCUGCUGCUGCUCACUCUCCUGCUCAUUGCUCUGCUCAACUGGUUGGCGUGGGAGGUGGGCACGGUGUCUGCCGAUUCACAGGCACGGCAGCUGCUGGCACCUGCUGGCAGCAGCCAUGGUGCUGCUGACGCUCACAAUGCCAUCGAGGCACUGGAUGCCCAGGAGGGUGCAAGCGGGCUGAGAGGAGUGCACGGCAAGAGACAGAAGAAGAAGCAUCAGAGCACCAAGCGGAGCUCCAAGGGAAGGCGCUGA
Messenger RNA from Closterium sp. NIES-65, 2013 nucleotides. NCBI's taxonomy places the organism in Eukaryota, Viridiplantae, Streptophyta, Zygnematophyceae, Desmidiales, Closteriaceae. The record is from the annotation of a GenBank genome assembly.